GAGAGAGAGAGAGAAAGAGAGAGAGAGAGAGAGAGAGAGAGAGAGAGAGAGAGAGAGCACAGCGGGUUCACAUUUGCACGAUGGCAUCAGAUCCAGGGCUGCUGCUUGUUUUGCUGUGGACUAUAUUCUUGCAGGUGCUGGGUUUCAGAGCAGCAUCCAGCAAUGAAGUGAAUCUCCUGGACACAUCCUCGAUCUCCGGAGACUGGGGGUGGACGACGUAUCCGUCACACGGGUGGGAUGCAAUUAACGAAAUGGAUGAGUACUUCAGCCCCAUCCACACGUACCAGGUGUGCAAUGUCAUGAGCCCCAAUCAGAACAACUGGCUGCGCACCGCCUGGAUCCAGCGUGGCGGUGCCCACCGCGUCUACGUGGAGAUCAAGUUCACGCUGCGCGACUGCAACAGCAUGCCCGGCGUGCUGGGGACCUGCAAGGAGACCUUCAACCUCUACUACUGCGAGGCCGACCGGGACGUGGGCGUAGCCGGAGUACGCGAGAGCCAGUUCUCCAAGAUAGACACCAUCGCGGCAGACGAGAGCUUCACCAACGUGGACCUGGGCGUGCGCAGGCUAAAGCUCAACACGGAGGUGCGUGGCGUGGGCCCGUUGGGCAGGAGGGGCUUCUACCUGGCCUUCCAGGACAUCGGCGCCUGCAUAGCCGUCGUCUCCGUGCGCGUCUACUACAAGAGGUGCACGGGCAUGGCGCGGAACCUGGCCGUGUUCACGGAUGUGGUCACGGGCGCCGACUCCUCGUCGCUGGUAGAGGUCAGGGGUCGGUGCGUGGAUCACGCCGAGGAGAAAGACACACCCAAGAUGUACUGCAGUGCCGAGGGAGAGUGGCUCGUUCCUAUUGGACGGUGCGUGUGCAGCGCCGGCUUCGAGGAGCACAGGGAGGCUUGCAUCGCCUGUGAGGUGGGCUUCUACAAACCCAUGGCUGGAGACCAGCUCUGUGGGAAGUGCCCUGUCCACAGUCACUCAGAGACUCGAGCAGCUCUAACCUGCCCGUGCGACGCCGGCUUCUACCGCGCGGCCACCGACACGCCGGCUUCUCCUUGCACGCAACCUCCAUCAGCACCUGUAAAUGUGAUUUCAUCUGUAAACGGGACCUCGGUUAGCCUGGAGUGGAGCUCCCCUCUGGACACAGGCGGCCGCUCCGAUGUCGUCUAUGACGUGCAGUGCCAGAAAUGUGUAAGGCAUAUGGGACCGUGCGAAGACUGCAGCGGUGUGGUUGGCCCGGGCGGAGUGACCGGCGCUAGCGGGGCGGUCGCAGGGGUCACAUACGCUGGGGUGACCGGAGGAGGUGGGGCCGGGGUGGUGUCCCGAACCGGAGCUGCCCUCAUUCGCUUUGUGCCCAGGCAGAGGGGCCUGACAGAGCCGCGGGUGAACGUGGUGAACUUGGUGGCCCACACCAACUACACCUUCCACAUCCUGGCCACAAAUGGUGUAAGCCACAUGAGCAACAACAUGCCACCCUACAUCAUUGUCAACAUCACUACGAACCAGGCAGCUCCAUCUCAGGUGAUGUCUGUCCGCCAGGAGAACGCCAGUACAAACAGUGUAAACCUCUUCUGGCAUGAACCAGAGCAGCCCAAUGGAGUGAUACUGGAGUAUGACAUUAAAUACUUUGAAAAGGACAAAGAGCAGCAGAGUUAUUCCACCCUGAAGUCAAAGGGCACCAGUGCUAAGGUGUCUGGCCUCAAGUCUGGUACCAGUUACAUAUUCCAGAUCCGGGCGAGGACCUCGGCAGGCUGUGGACGCUUCAGUCCGUCCGUGGAGAUCCAGACUGGAAAAGCAGUCUCCCUGCGGUACAACGGCAUGACGAUCAUCUGGAUCUGUGCCGCUCUGGUCACGGGCCUCGUGACCUUUCUGCUCAUUGUCAUCUGCAGAAAACGACACUGUGGCUACAGCAAGGCUUUUCAAGACUCGGAUGAGGAGAAGAUGCACUACCAGAACGGCCACGUAUCGUUUCCAGAGGCCAGGUUUUAUAUUGAUCCCCACACAUACGAGGACCCAUGCCAGGCUGUCCAUGAGUUUGCCAGAGAAAUUGAAGCUUCCAGGAUCAAGAUUGAGAAAAUUAUUGGCUCAGGUGAAUUCGGGGAAGUGUGCUAUGGUUGUAUGAAGCUCCCGGGAAAACGAGAUGUCCCGGUGGCCCUGAAGACACUGAAGGCCGGAUACACGGAGAAGCAGCGGCGAGACUUCCUGAGCGAAGCCAGCAUCAUGGCCCAGUUUGACCAUCCCAACGUUAUCCGCCUGGAAGGCGUGGUCACCCGGAGUAAACCAGUAAUGAUUAUCACAGAGUACAUGGAGAACGGCUCACUGGAUUCAUUCUUGAGGAGAAACGAUGGUCAGUUCACCAUUAUUCAGCUGGUGGGAAUUCUCCGGGGCAUCGCAGCAGGGAUGACCUACCUGUCUGAUCUCGGCUACGUCCACCGGGAUCUGGCUGCCAGGAACAUACUGGUCAAUAGCAAUUUGGUGUGCAAGGUUUCAGACUUUGGCCUCUCGCGGGUCCUGGAGGACGACCCCGAUGCAGCAUACACAACCUCUGGUGGGAAGAUUCCGAUCCGGUGGACGGCUCCGGAAGCCAUUGCCUAUCGCAAGUUCUCCUCGUCCAGCGAUGUGUGGAGUUACGGGGUGGUCAUGUGGGAGGUGAUGUCUUAUGGAGAACGGCCGUACUGGAACCUCACCAACAGAGAUGUAAUCAAGUCCGUGGAAGAAGGCUACAGGCUGCCAGCACCCAUGGGCUGUCCUGGCACGAUGCACACACUGAUGCUGGACUGCUGGCAGAAGGAGCGCGCAGAGCGGCCCAGGUUCAGCCAGAUCGUCACGGUGCUGGACAAGCUCAUCCGAAACCCAGAGAACCUCAAGUCAAUGGACACAUUGUGCAGACUGAGCAGUCCUUUGAUGAACAGACGCAUUCCUGAUUUUGCUAGCUGCAGAUCAGUGAAUGAGUGGUUGGACACCAUUAAGAUGGGGCGCUACAAAGACCACUUCGCAGCAGGAGGUUAUCAGACACUCGGUCACGUCAUGAGUAUGAAUCAACAGGACAUCCAGCGGCUAGGUGUGACGCUGAUGGGUCACCAGAAGAAGAUUAUGACCAGUCUUCAGAUGAUGCAGGCGCAGGUGCUGAACCAGAGCGUGCCCUCUGUGCACGUGUGACGUCUCACUAUAAAUACAUAUUCAUCCGAUCUGUGCUUUUGGGUGGUGUGUUAUGAACUCUAACGGACAAUCCUCUACGAGCUCCGGAAGGGCUGUGAACUGCAAGAUAUCCUCAGCACCGGACCUUUAGAUUUUCUUUCUCCAAAAUGAUCUCUGAAUUGGUUAUUUUUUUCCCAGAAAUAUUCCCUUGGACUUUCCAACUUUUUUUUAAGUAAACAGACAGACUGCCUUAAACAACACAAAUAAUUUAAACAUUGGUGUAUAUGAAGAAAGGUUUUAUGAAAUUUAUGUUGUAUAGAGACGGUGAAAAAGAUAACUCGAUGGGUUAACUGAAUGUUGUGUAUGCAUAGAAUAAACUGUAUCACCAGUCACUCACCACAGCAUGACGAAAUGAGUGUGGGAGAAAGAGUGUGUCAGAAUGAGUGCUGCAGAAUGAGUGUGACAAAAUGAUUGUGGCAGAAUGAGUGUGACAGAAUGAGUGCUGCAGAAUGAGUGUGACAGAAUGAGUGUGGCAGAAUGAUUGUGGCAGAAUGAGUGUAGCAGAAUGAAUGUGGCAGAAUGAGCGUGGCAGAAUGAGUGUGACAGAAUGAGUGUGGCAGAAUGAGUGUGACAGAAUGAGUGUGACAAAAUGAGUGUGACAGAAUGAG
Messenger RNA from Electrophorus electricus (electric eel), 3799 nucleotides. It is a transcript of the gene epha8, whose product is annotated as eph receptor A8. NCBI's taxonomy places the organism in Eukaryota, Metazoa, Chordata, Actinopteri, Gymnotiformes, Gymnotidae. The record is from RefSeq and is a predicted model, not a curated record. Gene Ontology annotation, cellular component: dendrite; plasma membrane. Gene Ontology annotation, biological process: ephrin receptor signaling pathway; axon guidance; protein phosphorylation. Gene Ontology annotation, molecular function: ATP binding; transmembrane-ephrin receptor activity; protein binding.